GCUGCAACACUACUUUCAAUCUCAAUUGCACCAUGGGGUUUCCACUUUCCUUAAAUGACACAGAAAACAGUGAAGGCCAGAAUACAGCUUCAGGCAAAAACAACAGUUCCAAUAUUUUGUUAAUUUUCAUUGUGGUUCUUCUGGUUGCAAUUAUACUGCUAUUGAUUAUGUACUAUAAGACAUCCAGAAAGCUCAGUAAAAUAGUGAACGGGCAGGUUCCAGCGGUUGAAGAAAAAGAGAAAGAUGUGGAGUUCAGUGCUGAGAAGAAGAUAGCUAUAGGGGAGGGGACAAUGAUGACAGUUGAAGAUAGAAAGGAGCUUGUGUUCUUCAAUGACAAGCUAAAAUUUCAAAUGGGUGAGCUUCUGAGAGCUUCUGCUGAGGCAUUGGGUCAUGGAAUCAUGGGGAAUAGUUACAAGGCUAUGCUGAAUGAUGGAUCCACCAUUGUUGUGAAGAGACUAAGGGACUUGAAACCACUCACUAAGGAGGAAUUUGAAAGGAUAGUGCAAGUGAUUGCUAAUCUAAAGCACCCAAAUUUGCUGCCAUUGCUUGCUUACUACCAUUCCAGAGAUGAGAAGCUCAUGCUCUAUAGAUAUGCAGACAAUGGAAAUCUUUUCUCCAGACUUCAUGAUGGUAGAGAUGGAAACCGGGUUCCAUUCAGCUGGAACUCAAGAUUAUCAGUAGCAAGAGGCGUGGCUCGAGCAUUGGAGUACCUUCACCUCAACAACAAGUUCCACAACAUUGUCCCUCAUGGCAACUUGAGGUCUUCUAACGUGCUCUUCGAUGCAAACGACACUGUUCUUGUUUCAGACUUCAGCCUUGCCUCCUUAAUAGCACAGCCAAUUGCAGCUCAGCACAUGGUUGUUUACAAAUCACCUGAAUAUGGGUUGGCAAGAAAGGUUACAGUGCAAUCUGAUGUUUGGAGCUAUGGUUCCCUUCUAAUAGAACUUCUAACUGGCAAAGUAUCUAUGUGCUCUGCUCCACCAGGGACCAAUGGGGUGGAUCUCUGCAACUGGGUUCACAGGGCCGUCAGAGAAGAAUGGACAGCUGAGAUCUUUGACAAAGAGAUUUCAUGCCAGAAGAGUGCACUUCAAGGGAUGCUGAGGUUGCUGCAGAUCGCAAUGCGUUGCAUCGAGAGGCUCCCAGAGAAACGUCCUGCGAUGAGAGAGGUGGUGAGAGAAGUGGAGAAGAUACAUACUCCUGUGAUCAAUGACGAUGAGGAUGAUGCAUCUGGUGACAGGUCUUUCACUGUCACGGACGAUUCCUUUUCAACCAGUGCCUCUGGGAUCAUCGGAGAUGAAAGAUAG
Messenger RNA from Lotus japonicus, 1304 nucleotides. RefSeq names its product probable inactive receptor kinase At2g26730. NCBI's taxonomy places the organism in Eukaryota, Viridiplantae, Streptophyta, Magnoliopsida, Fabales, Fabaceae. The coding region runs from base 33 to 1304 and encodes 423 amino acids. The record is from RefSeq and is a predicted model, not a curated record. The transcript has 2 exons. Gene Ontology annotation, biological process: protein phosphorylation. Gene Ontology annotation, molecular function: ATP binding; protein kinase activity.